GGUUCCCUAGCCUAUGCACGGUAUUUUGCUUAGAGAACGGUUCUGGACGAAUAAGUUCGUGUCUAGGGAACCAAUUCCGGUUCUCUAGCCACUGCCAAUUUUAUAAGGCAUAAAAAAAAAAAAUUGUUCGUUUCCUGUAUCCCGACCUACCCUAAAUGUUUGGCCCGACACUAAAUGUUUUUAUGGCCAUGGAGAAUAUUUUUUCAACUUUUUUGACUAAAAGUUGCAAAACUGCACUUCUAAAUUAUGCUUUAAACAGUCAGGGGUGUAACUGUUUUAAACAACAACAAAUGGAUUUCGGCAGCAUUAUGCAUAGAAAUAAAAUUCCGGUUUGCUAGCCUAUGCACGGUAUUUUGCUUAGAGAACCGGUUCCGGACGAAUAAGUUCGCUGUCUACGGAACCGAUUCGGGUUCUCUAGCCACUGCCUAAACUAAAAUCAAAACAUGAAAAUAUCGGAUGAAGAUAACAACAGUUUCUAUACAAAAAAGGCGCAUUAAAGGUGAAGCUGCCGAAAUACCAGCAGACCAAAAGUGCUGUACGAAGAACCUGAAUUUAGGAAGAUGCCACCAUUGUAAGAAUGAGUAAGAAACAGGCAACAUUAUUCCAAAGCUGGAGAAAUAAAUCAAAGGGUCCCGAACAAGGGUCUGUCCAGUCAGUCUGUCAGCCUUCGACCGUAUCAGCAGAUAAUGAUGUCAUCGAUUUGUGCGGUAGUUUUGAGGACGAAGAUGACAAUCUUCUUUGCGAAGCAGAGGAAUCCGUGACUAAUAUAAGCAAACAUUUAGGACCAGCAGCCACAUCACACAAAAUUUUUCCAAAAAAUAAGGAGCAUGCACAUGCAUGUGAAAAUUUUGAAGGUCAGCAUGUUGGUGAUAUAUCUAUUGGUGCAGAUGGUUUUACACCAACCCAGGCUCAGACUCAAAGCUUUAAUAUUCCGGGUUUCGAUAAAUGUGCCGGCAAGCUGUGGAUCUACCCAACAAAUUAUCCAGUCAGAGAGUAUCAGUUCAGUAUAGUUCAGCAGGCUCUGUUUAAAAACACAAUGGUCACACUUCCCACUGGUCUUGGAAAAACUUUCAUUGCUGCCGUGGUGAUGUAUAAUUUCUACCGCUGGUAUCCUCAGGGGAAGGUGAUAUUCAUGGCACCAACCAAACCUCUUGUCGCACAGCAGAUUGAGGCAUGUUAUAAUAUCAUGGGUAUUCCACAGGACCAUACUGCUGAAAUGACAGGUAGUAUGGGUCCAUCUAAGAGAGAGAGAGCAUGGCAUGAUAAACGGGUGUUCUUCUUAACCCCACAAGUUUUGACCAAUGACUUGAGUAGAGGAUCAUGUCCGGCAGAGGAUGUUAAAUGUUUAGUUAUAGAUGAGGCUCACAAAGCUCUUGGAAAUCAUGCAUACUGUCAGGUUGUCAGGGAACUGGUAAAGUACACAGAGAACUUCAGAAUCCUGUCUCUCAGUGCAACACCUGGGAGUGAUAUAAAGGCUGUACAGCAGGUGCUGAACAACCUUUUAAUUUCUCAAAUUGAGAUACGUACAGAGGAUUCCAUUGACAUUAAGAGGUACUCUCAUGAAAGGAAGGUAGAUAAAGUGGUUGUCCCCCUUGGUGAUGAGCUGACAAAGGUUAAAACAAAAUAUAUACAGAUAAUGGAAGUGGUUGUGAAUAGACUGAAGCGACAUGGUGUUCUGUACAACAAAGAUACAACCAGUCUGUCAAAGUUCCUCAUUCUUAAAGCUAGGGAGGCUUUCAGACAAAACCCACCUGAAAGACUUCAGAGAAAUCAGUAUGGCAUAGUGGAGGGAGAUUUUGCUCUGGCAAUGAGUCUGUAUCAUGGAUACGAGCUACUUCAGCUGCAUGGGUCAAGGUCAUUGUACAAUUUUCUGGAGGGGAUACUUACAGGCGACAAGGGGUACGGCCGUACACGGACAGAAUUGACGAGAAAUGCCGAUUUUAAUGAACUCAUGGGUCUUCUGUCUGGGAAAUAUACUGCCCCGGAGAGUGAGACAGCAAGUCAAGCACGAGCAAAACCAUUUGUGAUUGGUCAUCCAAAGAUGGUGAAACUACAGGAGAUAGUGUUAGACCAUUUCAACACACAUUCAGAUGCUGGUACAAGAGUGAUGAUAUUCUCCCAGUACAGAGACAGUGUACAGGAGAUAACAGACAUGUUACAUGUACAUCAGCCAGUUGUUAAGGUUAUGAGCUUCAUUGGUCAGGCCACUGCUGGUAAAUCCACAAAAGGAUUCACACAGAAAGAACAGCUAAAGGUGAUGAAACAGUUUAGAGAAGGUGGUUAUAACACACUGGUAUCAACAUGUGUUGGAGAGGAAGGUUUGGAUAUUGGUGAUGUGGACCUUAUCAUCUGUUUUGAUGCUCACAAGAGUCCGAUACGACUUGUUCAGAGGAUGGGUCGCACAGGACGCAAGCGAGAGGGCAGAAUUGUUAUGUUAGUUACACAGGGUAAAGAAGAACAGAUAUACAACCAGAGUCAGUACUCCAAGAAGAGUAUUCACAAAGCAAUACUUAAUGGUGCAAAAUCAUUACACUUCUAUCAGCACAGUCCUCGAAUGGUGCCAGAAAACCUGACCCCCAGUUGUCACAAGAUGCAUAUCACUGUUAAGGAGAACUUCAAACCUACAAAGAAAAUCACCGCUGAUAAAGAUCUCAAUCAGAGUAAAAUAACAACUAUGAUGCAUGAUGCUGCCUCAAAGAAGAACCAGUCAGAUGAGAUUAUAACAUUAGAGGAGUAUCGUGAGCUUGAACCCUGGCUGGUACCAGAGGAAGAUGUACCAAAAUUACCAUCUUGCAGAAUCACUUGCCUGGAGAAAGAGGAUUCUAAUGAACUGCAGGGGAAAGAGGAAGAUGAAUGGUUGCUAGGGGAGGGGGAAAAGGGUGAAUUGAAGAGGAGCAAAAGGAAAGAACAUUGA
Messenger RNA from Mercenaria mercenaria, 2914 nucleotides. Its product is annotated as Fanconi anemia group M protein-like. Gene Ontology annotation, molecular function: ATP binding; 3'-5' DNA helicase activity; four-way junction helicase activity. The transcript is spliced from 13 exons. The record is from RefSeq and is a predicted model, not a curated record. Lineage: Eukaryota; Metazoa; Mollusca; Bivalvia; Venerida; Veneridae. Gene Ontology annotation, biological process: interstrand cross-link repair; replication fork reversal; double-strand break repair via synthesis-dependent strand annealing. Bases 578 to 2914 code for a protein of 778 amino acids.